CAGUUUCUAAUAUUUAGAAUUUUCAAUUUUUUAAUUUGGUGCUACAUUGAACAACAACCAAUCAAAAUUGGGCAUCAGUUUACCUCACCGCCUCAUCCCGCAAAGUUUCCCCCCUUUACUCAACGCUCGCUAUAUUCCUAGGUCCACUAUACACAGCCAUUAGGCCAAUAUGGCCGACGAACUGUCAUUCGGUUGACAUUUCAUUGAAUUUUCAUCGACGACGCCGAACGACCGACCUUUGCCAGCGAAACAUAUUCCAAGACCACGUGCGUAUAAGUGCAAAAAAUUACGACACUGAUCAGCUCGUUGCAUUAAUUGAGAUUACAAGCAUCGCCGUGCUGAAACUAAUCUAAGUGGCGGCGCAACGGCAGUCUUCCUCGACACGCCGGUACAGUACCGCACAAAAUUCAACGAACCCACGAUUGAGUACAAUCUGUAACAAAAAGUAAUUUAAUAUCGCUACGAUAAACGUACCAAAGAUAAGUGAGUACCAAACAAUGGAGCGGAAUGUAUAAUCAACGCGAAUCCCAUAGGAAUUGAAAUAUUUUCGACAAAUAAAGUGUUGGACAAAAAAUAUCUUUUUUUUGUUCAUGCCUUUCAAAUGCUAUCAAAUAAGGAUUAUUACUUGUAAUAAUAAGAUACCAAAAAUAAAAAUAAGAAUUUAAGUUAAAAACUUAAGAUGGGGAGCUCCGGUUUAAGACAGCAUUACGAAACCGCGAAAAAGACUGGUACGUUAAAAUUAUCGCAAAGAAAACUCGACGAAUUUCCACAUGAUCUACGUGCCUUAGCGCCACUGCUACGCACUCUGGAUCUCUCCGAGAACAAGUUUACUCGUAUUCCCGACGACAUCGGUAAUUUUACUUUGCUGAAGCAGUUGAAUAUCAGUCAUAAUAAAUUGAUUGCUUUACCAGAAGCUCUCGGAAAACUAACAAAAUUGGAGGGUUUAUACGCGAGUUCGAAUCAGAUUAGAAGUAUACCAUGGUCUGUAUCGAAAUUGACGCGCUUAAAACACGUCAACCUAUCUGACAACCAGAUCACCGAAUUCCCCACUAUGUUUUGUUAUUUAAAUUUCCUGGAUGUGCUGGACCUGUCCAAAAAUCGAAUCACGACGAUUCCUGACGCGGCUGCAUCGUUACAUGUGGUUGAACUUAACCUUAAUCAGAAUCAAGUAUCUACCAUCUCGGAGAAACUAGCAAACUGUUCGCGCCUAAAAACACUGAGGCUCGAAGAAAAUUGUUUACAGUUAGUCGCGAUACCCAGCAAAAUUUUGAAAGAUUCGAAAAUUUCUGUUCUUUCUGUCGAAGGAAAUUUAUUCGAGAUGAAACAGUUUGCCGAUUUAGAUGGUUAUGACACUUACAUGGAAAGGUACACUGCGGUAAAGAAAAAGAUGUUUUAAUAUAUUUUUCUGUGUACUAUUGUAUAAAUCAUAUUGUUAACUAUAGCAUUACACAAAUAUUUUAUAACUAUCAUGCCGCAUUGUGUUCGAGUAAUUACUCGAUAUUUGUGAUAACAUACUUCAAAAAAUAAAGUCUUAAUUGUAAUAAUUAGUGUUUUGAAUAGUAUCCAAGUGAUAUAAAAGAUUACGUAGUUUUUGUUAAACAUUUUGCAAUAUAAUACUUUGUAUUCUGUGUUGCAGUACGAUUCUUAUCAACAAUGUUUCUAUGCACAAUUACAAUGUACAAAUGAGGAGUGUAAAUAAAAUACAUUUCAUAAAAAGGCCUUGACAUAAUCCUAGCUUAACCUUGUAAUGACCCAACCUAACUGUAACAUAAAUAUACAACGACCUAACCUAACCCUACUUUGACCUUAUCUCCCG
Messenger RNA from Megachile rotundata (alfalfa leafcutting bee), 1816 nucleotides. Its product is annotated as leucine-rich repeat-containing protein 57. Gene Ontology annotation, cellular component: cytoplasm. The record is from RefSeq and is a predicted model, not a curated record. Lineage: Eukaryota; Metazoa; Arthropoda; Insecta; Hymenoptera; Megachilidae. Gene Ontology annotation, molecular function: protein binding.